AAUUGGAGCUAAGCAUUUCAUUGGAAUCUGAUUCAGUGAGAGUCGCGUCUUCUCGUCGUCUUCGCCUAUCGCCACUGCUUUGCCACCCAGACACGCUGCUCAGUUCACGGCGGAAGAGGAGUUAUUAGAGGCGGCUUGACUUCCUAGAGGCGGAAGCCGAUCGGACAUUAAGCAAUGGCGAAAGACUCGACGUUAGUGCACUCGCCAUUGGUGACAUAUGCAUCGGUUCUCUCUCUGCUCAUCUCCUGCCCUCCUUUCGUCAUUCUACUGUGGUAUACUAUGGUACAUGCUGAUGGCUCUGUAUUGCAAACUUGGAAUUACCUGCACCAGAAUGGUCUGAAAGGAUUACUCGAAAUCUGGCCGAGACCUACGGCAAUUGCUUGCAAAAUUAUUGCUUGUUAUGCAAUCUUUGAGGCUGCUCUUCAGCUUCUAUUACCUGGGAAGAGGCACGAGGGACCGAUUUCUCCCACUGGAAACAGGCCUGUAUACAAGGCAAAUGGUGUGCUAGCAUAUGCAGUGACGUUGGCUACAUAUCUCGGCCUUUGGUGGUUCGGGAUAUUCAAUCCUUCAAUCGUUUACGACCAUUUGGGAGAGAUAUACUCCACACUCAUUUUCGGAAGCUUUAUCUUUUGUGUUUUCUUAUACAUUAAAGGUCAUGUUGCACCAUCUUCCUCUGAUUCUGGUUCAUCAGGAAACAUAAUUAUUGACUUCUACUGGGGGAUGGAGCUAUAUCCUCGUAUUGGCAAACACUUUGAUAUCAAAGUUUUCACAAACUGCAGAUUUGGCAUGAUGUCUUGGGGAGUUCUUGCUGUGACUUACUGCAUAAAACAGUAUGAAGAAUAUGGAAGAGUUUCUGAUUCCAUGCUUGUGAAUACUGUAUUGAUGUUGGUGUACGUCACAAAAUUCUUCUGGUGGGAAGCUGGGUACUGGAACACAAUGGAUAUUGCUCAUGACAGAGCUGGCUUUUAUAUAUGUUGGGGAUGCUUGGUUUGGGUUCCAUCUAUUUAUACUUCUCCUGGAAUGUAUCUCGUCAAACAUCCUGUAGAUCUUGGACUUCAGCUUGCACUUUAUAUUCUUGUUGCUGGCAUCCUUUGCAUAUAUAUCAACUAUGAUUGUGACAGGCAGAGGCAAGAAUUUCGUAGAACAAAUGGUAAAUGCACUAUUUGGGGAAAAGCUCCAUCAAAGAUUGUUGCCUCUUAUAAAACAGAUUCAGGUGAAACCAAAACAAGCCUUCUGCUGACAUCAGGAUGGUGGGGUCUAGCUCGGCACUUCCAUUAUGUCCCUGAAAUAUCUGCUGCCUUUUUCUGGACUGUUCCAGCUCUUUUCAACCAUUUUCUUCCUUAUUUCUAUGUCAUAUUUCUCACCAUCCUACUCUUUGAUCGAGCCAAGAGGGAUGAUGACCGAUGCAGAUCAAAGUAUGGCAAGUACUGGAAAUUGUAUUGUGAAAAGGUUCCAUACCGGAUAGUACCAGGAAUCUACUGAGGUUUUGUUUGACUUGUUAAGAAUGUAGUCCACAACAUUUCUUGGAGGUCAGAGGAUUAUAUGUGUUUCCCCUUAGAAUCUUUGUACUUCUUGUAAAACUGAUGCUUGAUUCUGUUGUCUUUUUGUUUUUGUUUUUUUAAAACAAUAAUUUUUUUUUUUUGGAUGAAGAGAAAGCUGCAGUCACUACCUGAUGGUGUUGCAAAUUA
Ipomoea nil (Japanese morning glory) is the source of this 1688-nucleotide messenger RNA. Its product is annotated as 7-dehydrocholesterol reductase. Gene Ontology annotation, molecular function: oxidoreductase activity, acting on the CH-CH group of donors, NAD or NADP as acceptor. The transcript is spliced from 13 exons. Gene Ontology annotation, cellular component: endoplasmic reticulum membrane. The record is from RefSeq and is a predicted model, not a curated record. NCBI's taxonomy places the organism in Eukaryota, Viridiplantae, Streptophyta, Magnoliopsida, Solanales, Convolvulaceae. The coding region runs from base 175 to 1482 and encodes 435 amino acids. Gene Ontology annotation, biological process: sterol biosynthetic process; brassinosteroid biosynthetic process.